GUAUGUGGGACGCGUGCUCCGCCUCAGCAUGGCCUCCCAUGUACACCGGCGUGGGCUCCUAGAACUGGCAGGGACCGUGAGUUGUGUUGGCACCCGCACUCCCGUGGCCUACGUGAACUACGGUUGCUAUUGUGGCCUGGGUGGCAAUGGCCAGCCCCGGGACGCCAUUGACUGGUGCUGUUAUCGCCACGACUGCUGCUACAUCCGUGCUGAGAAGAUGGGCUGCAUGCCCAAGUUGGAGGGCUACUCCUGGCAGUGCGUCAACCAGAGCAUCGUGUGUGAACCAACGGAGGACAAAUGCAAACAACUCUUAUGCAAGUGUGACCAGGAGAUUGCUUACUGUUUAGCCCCAACUACGUACAACUUAAAGUACCUCUUCUACCCCCGUUUCUUAUGUGAGAGGGACCCACCCAAAUGUGACUAACUAGACUGACUUGAAAUGUCCUUUUGCACGAGGAAAUAAAACUCCCUUUCACUAUCAA
Messenger RNA from Ceratotherium simum simum (southern white rhinoceros), 482 nucleotides. NCBI's taxonomy places the organism in Eukaryota, Metazoa, Chordata, Mammalia, Perissodactyla, Rhinocerotidae. The record is from RefSeq and is a predicted model, not a curated record.